AUGUCGUAUACGAGCUCGACAGAGCAGCAUGUAGAUCUUGAGUGUCAGCGGGAAAAAUGUUUGUUCAAAGCACGGCUGCGCAGGUUUAUGUUGCUCAUUAAAGUGCAUAGGGUAUUCAUCUCAAUCCCAGCUGACAAACUCAACAAGUUUGCUCCGCAAGUGUCAGUCUCAUCCUCGUCCUCAUCAUCAUCAGCAGCAGCAAAUGCUCUGUCUGUGCCGCCUUACACUGCUAUCUCCUCUACUGCCGCCAUUAAUGGUGAUGCAGAUGAAUUACAUGUUCAAGUGUCAAUAGAGGUCCAUUCAGAUUUGUCGGAGAAAGAGGAGGACUGCAGUAGAGCGAGGGAUCAAGCAAACCUGCUACAAGCAAGUAUUAUGAAAAUAGUAAAAGACAAGGACAUGGAGUCUUUACACAGCUUCGGAGGUGUUCGAGGAAUUGCAGAAGAUCUUUGUACUAAUCUAGAGCUUGGGAUUCGCGGCGACCAAGAAAGUCUUGAUCAAUUUCUAUAUGGAGGAAGUGCAUUACUUUCAACAACAACACAGGCAACCAAUGCUCCUAGACGAGGCUUGUUUGGAUACAUAAGACAAUAUUGCAACAACUGCAACAUCCUACUUCUCUCUCUGUGUGCGGUGUUGUCCAUCGGAUUCGGGAUCAAGGAGAAGGGCUGGAAGACCGGCUGGUAUGAAGGCGCAAUUAUAGCCGUUGCGAUUUUCAUACUGAUACUCGCUCCUUCCAUCCGUGAUUUCAUGAGCGAACGAUCACAGAAGAUUUUGGAGAUGCAUAAACCAAUUGAUGAAACAGCACUUGUGAUCAGAGAUGGAUGCCAAAAGGAAUUAUCAAUCUCCAAUGUUGUGGUAGGUGAUGUGGUAUGCCUCACCAGCGGCUCUCCAAUCCCUGGUGAUGGAUUAUUCAUUGUUAAUCCUGGUGAUGAUCAAGUCCUCCUUGUUGUUGAUCAUGAUGGUUUGGAGUCAACAGUUGAUGAGAAAACUCCAUUUUUGUUCUAUGGUGCAAAGGUGAUUAACGGCAACGGACGAAUGCUGAUAACUUCUGUGGGAAUGGAUACGGUAUUGGGGGAGCUGAUGAGCAAAGUUUCCAAUACUCAUAACAAAACCCCAUUACCAGCCCAACUUGAAAAGGUUGGCACAAUAACACAGAUAGCUGCGAUCUCAAUCUCGAUUCUAAUCCUGGUAGUGCUGUUCCUCCGCUGUAUGCUUGAAGGCAAACAUACUACUAAUAAAAACUCAGCUGAUCUCCCAGAACUAAAGAAUACAGCAGCAACCAAGGGAAUUAUUGACAUCAUCAAGAAAAUUGCCACAGAACCAUGUGGAAAGAUCAGUCCCUUGACAACUUCACUCGCCAUUUUGCUGGUAGGAAUCCAGGAGCCAAUUCCUUUUGUCAUCAUAUUAGCCGUGGCUUAUAGGAGAAAGAAGACGUUUUCUUGCAAGGUUCACGCUCAGGAACUAUUAGCCUGUGUCACAAUAGGCUCUACCAAAAUCAUUUGCACCGAAAAAUUAUACCAGCCGGAGGUUUCCAUAUGCUAUGUCGGUGAGAAAAACAUUCAGAAAGGCUGCUGGGUCGACUCGGGAGUAGCUACUUGUGUUCGUGAAGCUCUAUGCCAAUGUAUCAGCACCCCAAUUCUGAUGCCAUCAAUUCUUGGUAGAUCAAUAGAAGACCCGCUGCUUCCAUGGGCUUCCUCAGAAUUGGGGAUGGAUAUGGAGAUUUCGAGGCAAAAUUCCACCAUUCAAGAGAUGAAAGCAUUGAGCUCAGAUGAGGAAGGAAGUGUAGUAUUGAUGAGGAAGGUCGACCGGGAACAUGGAAGAUAUUAUCAGCACUUACACUGGAAAGGACCUGCAACCACAAUAUUAGCCAUGUGUUCCCAUUACUAUGAUAGAAAUGGCGAAAUAAAGGACAUGGACGAAAACAAGAGAGGGGCUUUUAAACAUAUUGUUGAAGGAAUGCAGUCUGACCAUCUCAGAACUGUCGCCUUUGCUUACAAGGCAAUUGAUGUUUCUAUUCUACAAGAUAAUGACUUGAUCUUAGUAGGAAUAUUAGUAUUGAAAAACACAUGCUGCACAGAGAUAACAGAUGCAAUUAAUGCUUGUCAAAAUGCUGGAGUGAAAAUCUUACUUGCCUCAGAAGAUGAUAUAUCAGUUCUGGAAAACGUAGCUCACAAGUGUGGAUUAAUGCUUCCCAACUCAGACAGGCUUCAAGGUGAAGUAUCUUUUACUGAGAUUUCUCAUAUUCUUGUGGACUAUGCCAGAUUGAACAAGACACAGUGGGGUUUGUGUCUUCUAAUGGGAUUUGUUUCGUUGCCAAUCGAUUCAGCUGUGAAAUUGACAACGAGCUUCUUCAAGAUUCAUCCACUCCUCCCUAAUAUUGUUGGAUCUACAAGCUUUACAGCCUCUGUUCCCGCACAUUCAGAAUCACGAGUUACUAGUUCUCUAGAAGCUAUCACAGCAGGAGAAAACUCUUAA
This is a messenger RNA of Ziziphus jujuba (common jujube), 2472 nucleotides long. Its product is annotated as calcium-transporting ATPase 12, plasma membrane-type. The record is from RefSeq and is a predicted model, not a curated record. The transcript is spliced from 3 exons. Gene Ontology annotation, cellular component: intracellular membrane-bounded organelle. Gene Ontology annotation, molecular function: P-type calcium transporter activity; nucleotide binding. Lineage: Eukaryota; Viridiplantae; Streptophyta; Magnoliopsida; Rosales; Rhamnaceae. Bases 1 to 2472 code for a protein of 823 amino acids.